UAAAGCACCAGGCAUUCUUCUGUACUUUUUCCUCUAAAAAUUAAAACUAACAGAAAUUUAAUACUUCGAAUCCGAUUAACCAGAAGAAGAUCAUCACUACGACAAAAAAACAACUGCUUUAAUACUCUUCAAUUUUGUUUUUAAUCAUAUUCCUUAGUUUUAAUUUUAUUUUAAUCUAUCAAUAUCAUCAUCAAUCAUGAACUGCGAAGUCUGUCAGCUCAAAGAACUUGAAGUGGAGCACUUUGAAAUCAGAGAAGUUCUUCGCUGUAUAUUACACACGAUAGUCUUUCAUCGAGCUUUAGGUCUUGUUCGGCCGAAAGAUAUUGAUUUGGAACUCUUUGAAAUUACAUAUGUUCAGUGUGGGGAUAUUGAAGUUGAAAAGAAAAUAGAUGAAAAGAUUGAGCAAUUCAUAAGCUGGGUUGAGAAACAUCCUAAUAAGAAAAGCCAGAUAUGCUUAUCAUUCUAUGAAGUGAAAAGCAAACAGCCAUCAUGGUUUAAUAAAAUUGAGCGGCUAUAUUGGGAACAGUGGUAUGUCAAUUUGAAUGUGACUCAACAAUCAAAAGCAAAUUCUGGAAAGUCUCACUAUUCUAAAGUCGUAGUUGACCCUGGAGAGAGUGCAUCCGAGGAGAGGAGCGCUCGUAGAGCAGCACUUGAAGCAUCUCUCCGUGAGGUUCUGUUUCAAAUUAUAAAAUUUGUAAAUGAGAAAAAAGACCAUGUCCCCCCCAUAUCCGAGGGCGUUAUCUAUUUCCCAUAUGAAAUUACCAUCCCAAGGAAAUUUCUCUGAGGCUCAUGAUUAGACUGCUGAGUUAACAUUAUACUGCCAUUACUCAGCUCAUCGGAUUCUGCAUUUGGGAUGGAUAUGAUCAAGAGGAUGCUACAGACAGGGCAUCCAACUAUGCUUAGCUGAUUCUAACAGUUCGUGCCUCGACUAAUCAUCAACUUGAACGUUCCGAAGCUGUUUACAUCUUGUGUUGAUGAUGGUCUAGAAAUCUGUAAAUUGGUAGCCUGGUGCAGAACAAAGUGACGGGGUGAGCAAAGAUCGAUAUUCUGAAAGCGCUACUACUAGUUGCAUAUUCAAUUGUGUCAUGUAAAUAUUCUCCCUUUGCGUUUUUUUAUUUAUGAGGUGUUCCAAUUGCUGUCUAAUUAUUAGACUGAUUAAUAAUCUAGUGAACAAAAUAGCGGAAAUAUCUCAUCCUGGUGACAGUAUAGGGGUAUCGCUUCCUGCUACUUUUUAGGUUUGCUGUAUAUAAUGUUUUGAUUCUUGUUCAUGUCGGUCAAUGUUGAACAAACUGUCAAACUUUUGAACAUGACGAUCAUAAUCUGGUGGUUUUGAGA
This is a messenger RNA of Mercurialis annua (annual mercury), 1335 nucleotides long. RefSeq names its product autophagy-related protein 101. The coding region runs from base 197 to 784 and encodes 195 amino acids. NCBI's taxonomy places the organism in Eukaryota, Viridiplantae, Streptophyta, Magnoliopsida, Malpighiales, Euphorbiaceae. Gene Ontology annotation, cellular component: phagophore assembly site. The transcript is spliced from 7 exons. The record is from RefSeq and is a predicted model, not a curated record. Gene Ontology annotation, biological process: autophagosome assembly; autophagy.